Molecule: messenger RNA, 1601 nt
Organism: Anguilla rostrata (American eel)
Lineage: Eukaryota; Metazoa; Chordata; Actinopteri; Anguilliformes; Anguillidae
Gene: jmjd7
Product: jumonji domain containing 7
Exons: 8
Coding region: 133-1080 (315 amino acids)
Molecular function (GO): 2-oxoglutarate-dependent dioxygenase activity
Source: RefSeq, a predicted model, not a curated record
AAGCCACACGUUUCGUAAACUGUGCUGUGUGCGGUGCUGUUGCACGAAGUGUCUGUUGUCGGGGUGUAUGACAGUGUGGUAAUGUGAAACUAUCAUGUUUUGUACAACGUUGCCUGCAAUGAGCCAGUCGUCAUGGCGGAAUGUUUGGAUGCAGUGAAGAAAUGUUUAAGAGAAUUCCCACAGGAAGCUCGUGAGCUGUACCUCAAUGAAACCGUGCCAUAUUUGGAGGAGCCCCCAUCCCCCUUGGAGUUCUACCGAGAAUGGAUUGGUCCUAACAAGCCAUGUAUCAUCCGCAAUGCCUUCAAUCACUGGCCUGCUCUGCACAAGUGGAACCCAUCUUAUCUCAGGGAAAGAGUGGGCUCCAAGGUGGUCAGCGUGGCGGUCACACCUACCGGCUAUGCCGACGCAGUGCACGGGGAUCGCUUCGUCAUGCCUGAGGAGCGCCAAAUGACAUUCUCCUCUUUGCUGGAUGUGGUGGAGCAGAAGGAGGAAGGGGCGGGCGUGUUCUACGUGCAGAAGCAGUGCUCCAACCUGAUGGAGGAGCUGCCCGAGCUUACAGACGACCUGGAGACCCACAUCCCCUGGAUGAGCGAAGCCCUGGGAAAGUUGCCUGAUGCUGUGAAUUUCUGGCUGGGAGAAGCAAGUGCUGUCACAUCAAUGCACAAAGACCACUAUGAGAACCUGUACUGUGUGAUCUCUGGAGAGAAGCACUUCAUUCUGAUCCCACCCUCUGACCGGCCCUUCAUCCCGUACGAGCUGUACCAGCCAGCUACGUUCUGCCAGAGAAAGGACGGGACGUUUGAGGUGGUGGAUGAGGAGGGUGCAGACAAGGUCCCCUGGAUCCCGCUGGACCCCUUGAAUCCAGACCUGGAGCGUUACCCGGACUACCGGCUGGCUCGUCCGCUCACCUGCACCGUGAGGGCGGGGGAGAUGCUGUACCUCCCCUCCCUGUGGUUCCACCACGUGCGCCAGUCUCACGGCUGCAUUGCAGUGAAUUUCUGGUACGACAUGGAGUUUGACAUCAAGUACAACUACUUCCAACUGGUGGAGUCUCUCUCUGGAACAGUGGGCAUGCUAUGACAUCACUGGCAGCCACGGGUCAAGGGUCAUGAAAUCCCAGACACUCAGAGAGGGCACACACCCAGCAGGAGGAUGGAUCCAUUUGUCUGCGGUGGUACUCUGUGCUAGUGAGGCUCAGUUGUUGAGCUCAGCGGUGGAGCAUCUGUGAGCUUGAAAAUGUCCAACAUAACCUGCUGUGUAAUGCAGCUACAGUCAUGUUCUGCAAUCUUCCUGAGGCUUGGCAGAAAAAUUUUAAGUAUUUACAUUUUUAUUUUUACAUAAGAGUCUUGAUGGAAACACAUUUUGCUGUGAAUAUAUUUUAUUGAAUGUCCGUUAUAGCGUAGGUUUCAGCAUAGUAGAAUGUAUAGUUCUUGAGGCUCAUGUCCCCUGCAGGGGACAAAAAUGAAUUUCUGGGUCUUAAGAGCCUCCCCAGCAAAAUGUAUAUAAAUGCAGGCCUGUUCGGCCUUUGGCUGUCAGUAUAUCCUCGCAAAGACCUUGCGGUCACAACAUGACACAAUAAACGGAAGCAACAGUGUAAUAAA